AUGAGGUUUACAAUAAUCAGAGUGUUUUGCACUAUAAUAUUGAGUUUAGAGAUCCGCGGAGAAAGUAUUACCCGACAUACAAAUGUCAAGUGUGAAGUAUUGGACAAAUCGUUUGCAGAAUUCUCCGUUUGUAAGCUCAAUGUUUUGGGUCGUGGUAUAAUCGCGAACUUUGGUGUCUAUAAGAAGUUUUCGGGAUACCAUCCGUUUCUAUUCAAUGUCAGGGUUGAUUUCUGUCACUAUAUGAAACAUCCCAAUCCUAUGAACAUUUUUCAUUACUUCUACACCGCUGUGAAGCCCUAUAGUAAUUUCAAUCAUUCUUGUCCUUAUAACGUAAGUGCACUAUAUCAUGAUAUACUUGUAAAGGACUUUGUCUUGACCGAUCAAAUGUUCGCGAAAAUUCCCCUUCCAACGGGAAACUACAUGUUUAGUAUUAAAUUGGCCACCGACGAUGUGUGGAGAGCGGUCCUUAAUACGUAUUUUGACGUUAAUGUGGAAAAGAAGAAUUAA
Messenger RNA from Drosophila sechellia, 507 nucleotides. RefSeq lists its product as uncharacterized. The record is from RefSeq and is a predicted model, not a curated record. NCBI's taxonomy places the organism in Eukaryota, Metazoa, Arthropoda, Insecta, Diptera, Drosophilidae.